Molecule: messenger RNA, 450 nt
Organism: Phragmites australis (common reed)
Lineage: Eukaryota; Viridiplantae; Streptophyta; Magnoliopsida; Poales; Poaceae
Exons: 2
Coding region: 1-450 (149 amino acids)
Source: RefSeq, a predicted model, not a curated record
AUGUGGGAGUUUAUGAAUGGCCCACUUGAAGCUGAGAUUGAAGUGGAGCUUGAAGCAGAGAUUGACACCGAGGUUGAAGUGGAGAUUGAUGUUGAGGUUGAAGCAGAGAUUAAUACCAAUCAGUGCCAAAGGUACUACCUAGCUGAUGGCAUUUACCCUGAAUGGGCAUCCUUUGUUAAGACAAUCCCAUUGCCUUAUAGUGAGAAACACAAAUUAUUUGCAAAAAGACAAGAAGUUGCAAGAAAAGCUGUUGAAUGGGCAUUUGGAGUUUUGCAAGCUCGAUUUGCAAUAUUACGAGGCCCCGCACAUUUUUGGAAAGAAGAAACACUUGCAAACAUCAUGUAUGCAUGUAUUAUACUGCACAACAUAAUGGUUGAAGAUGAGAAGGAUUCCUACGAGGUGCGGUACAAUGACAUUGAGCAAUAUGAUGUACGGGACGAAGACAAUUAG